AUGGUGGAGCCGGUGGGUUUCAUUGAAGCGUGGAAGGCGCAGUUCCCAGAGUCAGAGCCCCCCAAGAUGGAGCUGAGGUCUGUUGGUGGCAUUGAGCAAGAACUGGAGAGGUGUAAAGCAUCUAUUCGGAGACUAGAACAAGAAGUAAAUAAAGAGCGCUUCCGGAUGAUCUACCUUCAAACUCUUCUGGCAAAAGAACGAAAGAGUUAUGACAAGCAGAGAUGGGGUUUUCGAAAGACCCCUGUGGGUGAGGGCAUGGACGCAGCCACUAACCAGGGAGCAGAAUGCCAGUCCCAACAGCCACAUGUGCAGGAGACAGGGAUGGUCGGUAUGGGUGUAGGAGGAGGAGGUUACAGCACUGUGGGACCAAUGGAGAGGAGCCGCUUCCAGCCUGUAAGUGAUGGAACUAGCAGGGCCAAACCUCGGCCCCCACCAGCCAGAAAAUCAGCAUCCCAUGGAGACGGACUGGAGUCAGCCUUCGACGUGCCCACACAGGUUGAAUCCACCUCUUGUGACAACUUAGACGGGCUUUCUCCAUCUAAACAAAGAGGCGGAAUCACAGUCUCACCAAGAAGACCAGUGCUCCCACCUCCAGAUAAGGAACUGCUCAUGGACCCGAAGGAUAAGCUGGGCAUGGGGUUGGGAGUCGCUGCUCUUCGAUCCAACUUUGAGCGAAUCAAACGCGCCAACUCUCACACCGCUGGAGACGUUGCAAAGAUUCAGGAUAAGCCACCGCCUCCUCCGUUUUAUUCCAACAUGGAGUUCCACCAUGACAGGGGUCUGGUAAGGGUCAACGAGAGAGAGGUGUCUGAUAAGAUUAGCUCAUUGGGCACCCAGGCCUUGCAGAUGGAAAGGAAAAGGUCCUUACAUUCCUUACCAGGCAACUUGGCCACCGCUGCUGGAGAUCUUCGUCCCAAACCUGUUUACAGAGGACGAUCUACAGAAAGCACUUGUGGAUAUGAUGCCGAAGGGGAGGAUGGGGAACCCACUGCGAGACAUUUAGGAAGAGCAAAUGGGGGUAAACCGCCACCCCCGCCCUGGCAGCCCACAGAUUUCCAAGCCUACUCGAGUGUCUAUGUAGGUGGAGUUAUGAUGGGUGAAGGUGGCAGUGAUGGCAGAGGUGGUGUAGGUGUGGGCGGUGUUUCCAUGAGGGACCAAAGUACUCAAGAAGACCACCUGCUUACCUGGCCCCGCCGAUCAUACUCCCCUGGAAGCUUCGAGGACGUAGGAGGGGGCGGCGGCUACACUCCGGACUGCAGCUCCAAUGAGAACCUGACGUCCAGCGAGGAAGACUUCUCCUCGGGACAGUCCAGCCACGUAUCCCCCAGCCCCACCACAGCCUUUCGUCGGCCCUUUAGGGAAAAGAGCCGCUCGCCUUCGCAGAACUCUCAGAACUCCCAGCACUCUUUCGACAGCAGCAGCCCGCCCACGCCGCAAUCCCAGAAGAGGCAUCAUCACAGGCAGCACGGGGGUCCUGUGGUCAUGUCGGAGGCCACCAUUGUCAGUGUGCGCAAGACGGGACAGAUCUGGCCCCCUCCCUCCCACCAUGACCUCAUGCCCCACGGUAGAGCCUCGCAUGACAACAGUUUCCAUGGAGACCACCUAGGUGGGCCUGAGUGCAGAGAACACUGGAGCCCACGCAAAGACCUGCAGUGCUGGUUUUCACUCCUGAGUGGGAAGGGAAAUGAGCUUAGAUUUCACUGGGGCAGUUUGUUGUGGCAAAACCUGUUGCAAUGA
Molecule: messenger RNA, 1737 nt
Organism: Knipowitschia caucasica
Lineage: Eukaryota; Metazoa; Chordata; Actinopteri; Gobiiformes; Gobiidae
Source: the annotation of a GenBank genome assembly